Truncatella angustata is the source of this 2373-nucleotide messenger RNA. Its product is annotated as nucleolar complex-associated protein-domain-containing protein. The coding region runs from base 80 to 2122 and encodes 680 amino acids. NCBI's taxonomy places the organism in Eukaryota, Fungi, Ascomycota, Sordariomycetes, Amphisphaeriales, Sporocadaceae. The transcript has 2 exons. The record is from RefSeq and is a predicted model, not a curated record. Gene Ontology annotation, biological process: DNA replication initiation. Gene Ontology annotation, molecular function: chromatin binding. Gene Ontology annotation, cellular component: nucleolus.
UUCAAAAAAAUUAGGUCCAGAGGCGAGGCGCAGGAUUCACAGUCCAGUUACGGAGUCAAGAAGAAAUAACACAUGCGAUAUGUCUCUAAACAUGGCUUCGAGACCCGCCAAGAAGAGAAGAAUCUCCCCGUCAGAAGACGACGGCCAGUCAAGCGCCAAAGUUGCGAAAGCCUUCAUGCGCAGUGCCCAAAAUUGGGAUCUGGAGCAAUCUUAUGAAGAUAAAGCACGGAAAAAUGGGAAGAAAAAGGACAAGCAAAGCAACCGCCUGCCUGUAAAGACAGCCGAUGGUCGCUUGCAGCAGUACCAAGGUCCUGAGGACGAUGUCGCAUCCAUUGAUGACGAGGAAUGGCUAGAAGGCAAGGACGUGUCGGAUGUCGAGGCCGAGGACCCAGAGCCAGUUCCCGAGGAGCCACAGAAGCCUGUGAGAGAGCAGAUCAUGGAAGCCAAGGAGGAGCUCGCAAAGACAGCUACUGCACUGAAUGAGAACCCGGAAGAGAAUGGUGGCGCAUUCAAGGCCCUCGCUAAAUUCAAUCAAUCCAAGGUGGAAGCCGUUGUCAAGCUUGCACUAGCUACCCAGCUGGCCGUAUACAAGGACGUCAUUCCUGGUUAUCGAAUCAGGCAAGCCACCGAAGACGCGCCGGAGGAGAAGCUUUCGAAAGACGUCAGGAGCCUGCGGUCAUACGAACAGGCACUGGUUUCAGGAUAUCAGACGUACGUGAAGGAGCUCACAAAACAUGCCAAGUCAGGGAAGAAUCAAGAACCCGCAAAGGGUCAGAGUUUGGCGAGCGUGGCUAUCACAUGUGCCUGCACGUUGCUGACAACCGUACCGCACUUCAACUUCCGCAGCGAGCUCAUCAAGAUCCUCGUGGGCAAGCUCAGCCACAAGAGAGUGGACGAUGAUUUCGUCAAGUGCCUAAAGGCCUUUGAGACUUUGUUCCAGGAAGACGAAGAAGGAAGGCCAGCUAUGGAAUCAGUCUCUCUUCUCUCGAAGAUGAUGAAGGCAAGAGAGUACUACGUUGACGAAAGUGUUGUUAACCUUUUUCUCCAUCUCCGGCUCCUAUCCGAGUUCUCAGGCAAAGCGUCCAAGGACCACGUUGAACGGGACAGGGAAGACGAUUUCAAGAAACCCAAGCAAAAGAAAGAGUUCCGCACGAAGAGGCUGCGAAAAAUGAUGAAGGAAGAAAAGUCUAUCCAAAAGGACAUGGCCAUAGCAGACGCAACGGUGAGCCACGAGGAACGGGAUCGCAUGCAAUCGGACACGCUCAAGCUCGUCUUUGGCACCUACUUCCGCGCACUAAAAGCCCGCGUACCUCGAUUGAUGGGCGCAGUUCUCGAAGGUCUUGCGAAAUACGCCCACCUCAUCAACCAGGACUUCUUCGGUGAUCUCCUCGAAGCCCUCAAGGAUCUCAUCCGCUACAGCGAAGCGGAUGAGGACCAGGAAGUAGAAGAAGACGAGGACGAAGUAGCAUCCGCAGCCGCCGAUCGCAACACCACCCGCGAAGCCCUGCUCUGUACCAUAACAGCCUUCGCCCUGCUGGCUGGUCAGGACGCGCACAAUGCUCGCGCAGACCUGCACCUCGACCUGUCCUUCUUCACGACCCACCUCUUCCGGAACCUGCUCCCGCUCUCCCUGCACGCCGACCUGGAGCUCGGCGCGAGGUCGCUCCACCUGCCGGAUCCGGAUCUGCCCGCAAGCCAGGCCAACAAGUCCACGGCGCGGAACAAGGUCAACCUCCAGACGACCACCGUCCUGCUGAUCCGCUGCCUGACCUCCAUCCUCAUUCCGCCGUGGGGCGUCCGCAGCGUGCCGCCGCUGCGUCUCGCCUCGUUCGCGAAGCAGCUCAUGACGACCGCCCUGCACACGCCCGAGAAGUCGACACAGGCGAUUCUGGCCCUGCUGGCAGACGUCGGCGGCACACACGGCAAGAAGGUCGCCGCGCUGUGGAACACGGAGGAGCGCAAGGGCGACGGGACGUAUAACGCGCUGUCGGAGAGCGUCGAGGGCGCCAACCCGUUCGCGAGCACCAUCUGGGAGGGCGAGAUUCUGAGGAGGCAUUACUGCCCCAAGGUGCGGGAAGGCGUAAAGAUUGUGGAGAAGGCCUUCGGAAACGGAGGCAGGUGAGGCAUCGGCGAAGAGAGGAGGCGGGGCCGUAUUGGGAUUUGCAUGUGAAGUUAUGCUGGACUGGCGAGAAUCACUAUAAUCAGUAGCGGGCAGCAAUACAUCAAAAGUCAAAGCUGUAAUUAUGUCUGAGCUCUGACGACUGCAUGCUUACCAGCGGGUCCAGGCUGCUUACAAUACGAUAGAUGAAAAAAAUUAGCGGUACUUAUAUACAAUACCUUUUUGGGUCACAAUUGCGAGUUCGCAGUGACAAG